UCAUCACGUCGCCGCUGUUUCAUGUUGGCGGGCGUAUUGCGGUUAAAUCUAAAUGUUUUACUUGCUUCAAUGAAAUAAAAACAUGAAAUAUGACAAACGGAGGUACACGAUAGUACCUUUAAAGGUUUGAAUGAUGGAUCAAAGCCGCAAACGGAGGUUAAAGAGCAGGAGAAGUGGACUCUCUCAGUGUAAAGUACCGAGAGCUGAAGAGCCCGAGGACUUGACUGAUGUAACUGACAUGAGAGGCUCAUCCAGGCGCUACACUAAGAUCAGAGCCUCCGGUCCUCAGUCUGACAGUGCCUGCCAAGAACAACAUGCUUCAUGUACCCAGACACCUGAAGAUGAUGCUGAAAAGGCCUUGGUCAUCUCCUUGGAUAAAGAGCAGAGUGGAACUCGACCGGUGGGCCGAAGGAAAGGUUCGAGGAGGAAGAGAGAAGCAGCAGGUGAAGUAGAAGAUCAGCAGGUUGUAGAUGAAGAUGAAAUCCAGCCAGAGGUGGAGAUCGACCGAGAUUUGGACAGAGACCUUGAAAAUAAAUCUCGACAGCAUAACUUGACCUCGGCAAAUGUUCGCAACAUUAUUCAUGAAGUUAUUACCAAUGAACACGUUGUGGCCAUGAUGAAGGCUGCCAUCAAUGAAACGGAACCUGUUCCUGUGUUUGAACCCAAGAUGACUCGCUCCAAACUGAAGGAGGUUGUGGAAAAAGGAGUUGUCAUUCCAGCAUGGAACAUUUCACCAAUUAAGAAGCCAAUUGAGAUGAAGAAGGGACCCCAGUUUGUCGAUAUUCCCUUAGAAGAUGAAGACUCCUCUGAUGAAGAGUAUCAGCCCGAUGAAGAGGAGGAAGACGAGACGGCCGAGGAGACUCUUCUGGAAAGUGAUUUGGAAAGCUCAGUAUCUUCUCCACGAGGCACUCGAGUGAAACUUCACAGAUCACACUCUGAACAUGAUGAGAGAUCCAGCGUUUCCAGAACGAGCCUUCGUAGAUCCAGGCACCUUACAGUGGCCGUCGCCCCAAUGGGACCCCCACCACCCCCUGCGACUCCGUCGGGAGCACCUGAGUGCAGCUUCCUUGAGAAACUUCAUGCUGUGGAUGAGGAGCUGGCCAUUGGCACUGACUGCACAGAGUCAUAUCAGAAUCUUAGCAGCAGUAAUGGAGAUGAGAGUCUCAUUUCGUUUCGAACGCGAUCAAAACGCCCUCUGAGGGAUGUCCCACUAGGGCGUCUGGAGGCGGAGUUACGUGCUCCUGACAUCACUCCCGACAUGUACAAGUCAGGCUCCGCCCCUGAGGAUCGGGAAUGGUCGCAGUGGCUGCAAGGCCUCAUGACUUCAGAGGAGAAUGAAGAGGAGGGUGAUGAUGAAGAUGACCCAGAGUAUAAUUUCCUGGCUGACACUGACGAGCCAGAUGACGAGGACUACAGAAAUGACAAGGCAGUGCGUAUCACCAAGAAAGAAGUCAAUGAUUUGAUGGAGGAGCUGUUUGAUGCAUUUCAGGAUGAAUCGCUUGGUCAGGAUGAAGACGGGCAUGAGGAAGAAGAGGAAAAAGAGGAAGAGGAGAACCCUGCGCAGGAGGCGCCUGCCCUUCUGGAGAACAUUCAAUGUGUCGAGGACCCACUGGCAGAUGUCUUGAAGCAGCGUUAUCGAACAGUCCGAGAACAGCUGGUGGCACUGAGGAAAAGUAAGGCUCUGCUGGAAAGUAAAGGUGUGCCUGUUCCCCCACCUUGCCCUCAGAAUCCCUCCAGCACCUUAACUCCCAUGAUCCUCAGCGCAGCUCAGAAACUCCAGCUACAGCAGCACAUCCAGCAGCACGUGCAGCUUCUCACACAGGUGAACAUGUUGAGCAGCUCAGUCAAAGGCUUGGAGAUCGAGGCUUCAACAUGCAAACAGUUUUUGUUGGAGCUGCAAAUGUUUGCUCAGCAAAGCGAACAAAUGCGUGGUCAAGUGGAGUCCGGCUUCACCAGCAUCUUCAGAGUCUGUAACCUUCAGGGUGCUCUUUCCCUGCUGGAGGAACUAACACAGUCACAGAGAGAAGAUGCCACACUUUCCAGUCAACGCUUUCCUGGAUCUCAGUUUCCGGCUCAUUUGGCCUGGUUGAUGGUGACCCGACCGGUGUUUCUCUACCCAGAGCUGCUUCCUGUCAUCCAGCUGCACCCCUCUCGAUUCAAAGUCCCUUUCACCUCAACGGAAGACUGUCUUGUGGUUCUAGGUCAUAAACACAUGAGAAAUACUCUGCACCCGCUGCAGAUGAUGUGCCGCUAUCUGCUGGCCGCUAGGAGCUUUGUUUGUGUAAAGUCGCACAUCCAAUACGCAUGUCAAAAGCCCUUUCAUAAUGUCAUCAAGACAUAUUUUGUGACAGGAGAAUGUCCCCCGAUGCCUUUGGCCUGUAAAAGAGUCAGUCCUUGUGACCAGCGCCCACCGGUGGAGAGAGAACAGAGCCUCAUACCUGAUUGGCUCUUGAAAAACCUUAAGCUCAUUUAUGAGCCCAUACGGAUAUUUAACAAACCCCCUGGUGACUCCCAAACUGCUGAUCCGACAGAAGAAACCAAUGAGAGUCCAGAUCAACAUUGCAGCUUCCCUCCCGGCACGUGUUACCCUCCUGACCUACCCGAAGACCUGGCCGAGACCCUUAAACAUCAAGCUUCCUGCAGAAGGAAAAAGGACAAACCUUCCAAACCUGCCCUGUCAGCUGAGGAGCUGGAAGUUGUCAGUCAUGCGCCAGCCAUUUGUCCAAAGCCUUCUGCGGUCGCAAGUCCAUCGCUUUCCAACCCUCCUCAUCUCCCACAGCGUAUGAAUCCUUGUGUAUCUGGAAUCGGAGCUCUGAAUUGUCUAUCAAAGGUAUCUCCAGUGGAACAAAAUCAAGGAGUACCUACACAAACUCGCUCUUCAGUCACUGAAUUGAUGUCUUUAGAGACCGUUCCUCUUCAAAAUGCUCUAGGGGCACCAAUGGCCUCCUCCGGUGCUCCAAAGGUGGCUCAGAUUGGUUCGACCCAGGGGAAAGUGGUCAUUUCUUUACCACCUGCUGUUGUGACACCUCAGCUGAGUUCUCAUCCUGGACCAGUGGUUGCAGCAUCUGUUGCACCAAACCAAGGUGGACUCAUCCUCACUCUUCCUUCCCCUCCAGUCCACAGCGCUUUUAUUUGUCCCACCCCCAUCAUAAAGACAUCAGCAUUGGGUAAAGGACACGUUAGUCAGCACCAUGGCACCCUGCUUAAACUUACACCAAAUCAGUACCAAAUAUCUCAAAAACCUCUCAGUCAGAUUCUUCUCUUACCUCCCGGUUAUGUGUUUGCAAGCAACAGCCAAAUGGCUAAACCUCGACAAAUCUUUAAAAGAGUCUUGGCUCCAAAAAGAACAACGAUGAGACAGAACAGAAAGAAAACAACCUCAGACAUUGUAAACACCACGAGGGAGCCACAGGGUGGUCCAGGGGGUGGUCCAACCUCCGUUGAAGAGACUGUAAUCGACUGCCGAGAGGAAAAAACUGCAGAGGAAGAACUCGCUUGCGAUGGUGUCGCGAUGGAAAAUGAGGUGGAAGAGUGUGAUGAGAGAGACGUCAGAGACCUGUCUCUCACGCUUUCUGAAUCCUCAGGCAGCCCGACGCCAAGCAUAGAAGAUGGCAACAACGCGGAGAUGGUUUUGGAUGGGGAAGUGAUGGAUGAAGAGAAACAAGAGGAGCAGAAGGUAAAAGAAAAGAAAGACCCUUGUAAACAAACAUGGGAGGAAUCAGGUGAAGACAACAGUGAUUCAGAAGUUGUGCUUGAUCCAGAGCUUCAGGAAACCGUGGAGAAGUUGGAGCAGCUGGCCACAAAGACACAAUCGGAAAACAAAGGAAAUUCAGAUGGGAAAUCAAGCCAUCAAACUUUAGGUGAGCACCGUGAUCACGCGGUUGUGGAAACGCCUUCCGUCCUUUACAGUGACACACAGGAUGACGAUCCCCACAGAGAUGCUAAAGAUGUUGCCUUUGCUCAAGCUUACCUGCAAAAGGUAUAUGAGGUGCUUCAGGUGGUUCCAGACAAGUUAGAUGAGUUCUCGAGGGUCCUGUCUGAGUUUGAGAAAGACCCAGAGAGACGUACAUCGCUAGAGUUGCUGAGGCGACUCAAACCUGUGCUGAUGGAGUGGCCUGAACUGCUUCGAGAUUUCGCUGCCUUCUUGCAUCCGGAUCAAGCCGAAGAGUGUGGCCUGCUGGCAGAGCAGCAGGCGUUUGAGCAGAGUAGACGGUUUCUACGCCAACUGGAGCGUACGUUUGGAGAGCAGUCAGCUCUUUACAGAAAUGUUGUGUGCAUUCUACAAGGGGAUCCAUCAUUUCUUGUUAGCUCCAAAGAGAUUAAGAAUCAAAUCAAGUCACUCUUCUGUGAUCACACUGACAUGCUGGAGGAAUUCUGGGUAUUUUUUAAGCAUCUUCAUCCAAAGCUGCACUGGUGCUCUGAUGAGGAUGAGGAUGAUGCAGACAAUGUGUCCAGUGUGGAAGGAUGUCAGCCAGUCAUAACUUACUCACCAGAUAAAAACACUGCCAAGAAACACCGGAAAAAGAGAGACAAACAUGCCAAGACAAAAGAUAUAAGAAAGCACAAUGCAAAGAAUACUGUCUGCACAGAGUUUGAAAAUAAGGUAGAUGAAGAUUCUUCAGUCGACAUCAAGCAAGGGACCACAGAAACCUCAUUCUGUGCUGAGAACAGCUCUCAUACACCAAAUGGGAGAAAAGUGGUUCUCUGGACAAGGGAGGCAGACCGUGUAAUACUAACCACCUGUCAGCAUAGAGGAGCCAAGAUGGCCACCUUUCGUGUCAUUGCGGGCCAGCUGGGUAACAAAACAGCCACUGAGGUUUUGGAACGCUUUCAAGACCUCAUGAAGUUGUUCCACAGAUCAAGCAAGUUACGUCACACAGACACGUCAGACACGGAGGAUCGUCCCAGUACAAUAGAAGAUGAGCCAGACUAAUAUA
Triplophysa rosa is the source of this 4937-nucleotide messenger RNA. RefSeq names its product gon-4 like a (gene gon4la). NCBI's taxonomy places the organism in Eukaryota, Metazoa, Chordata, Actinopteri, Cypriniformes, Nemacheilidae. Gene Ontology annotation, biological process: regulation of DNA-templated transcription. Bases 131 to 4933 code for a protein of 1600 amino acids. Gene Ontology annotation, molecular function: transcription coregulator activity. The transcript is spliced from 29 exons. The record is from RefSeq and is a predicted model, not a curated record. Gene Ontology annotation, cellular component: nucleus.